CCGGCAUCUCCGGGUGCCCGCGCGCCGUGCGCCUCAGGGACCCCCACUGUUGGAGGGGGGACACGGGGGUUAAUUAUCCCCGGACAUUCCUAGUGUACAGCAUGAUCCGCGCGAGGGAAGUGCGGCCCGGGACCCCUCGGGGACAGGGUGCCUAAUCCCCUUCUUGAAGGGACAGAGACUCCGGUCAGCCCCCCGCGUGCCAGAUCUUCGGAGGAGUCUCUAUGCUGACGAGCGUGUUAGCAGUCGGGAUGACUGAUGGAGCCGGGGCCCGGCACCCUUCGCGGCGCCAGGCCGAGGGGAGGCCGGACGUUGGCUUCCCUUUUCACCCCUGAGGAAGUCGGGGCUUUAACCCCGUGCACUGCCAACCCGAGGACCAAAGGAGGGCCACCCAGGUGGGCCUGGCUGCCACUUCCCGGUCUGGUGGCGCCGAAAUGAUGUCAUCUCCACUAGUCUCUACUUCGCAACUUAAGAUCGUCCUUUGAUUAUUGACCAAAACUGAGGAAACUGAGGCCGAGGGAGGGGGCCCGCUUGCCCAGUGAAGUUUCUCCUGAGAGGCGCCAGAGGAGCUGCCUGGAAACGAGGUGCAUGCCUUUGAAUCUGGACCAGGCCAUGUGACUUCCCUUUACCAACAGAAUGAGGUGGAAGCGACCAUGUGCCAUUUCCAAGCUCAGGCUUCCUGACACCUUGCAUGUCUCCUUUUGUACUCCGUGCUUCUGCCAUUGCCAUGAUCAAGACACCACCCAUGUUGGCCCGGUGGUCCCAAGAGGAAGAAAAGAGACUCAUGAAGAGCCAGAUUGCCUCAGCAAAGGUCCACCAAAACCAUCCCCCAGCUGAACUCAGACGGAGUCGUGAGCAUGCUGCGCUUCCUGGUGCCUGUGCCCCGACUGCUCUGCCUCUAUGGCAGGACUGCCCCAUACUCUUCGGCAGCUGCCCUCCCCAGCCCCAUCCGGAAUCCAGACAUCCACUACAACCAGCUGUUCAUCAACAAUGAGUGGCAAGAUGCAGCCAGCAAGAAGACCUUCCCAACAGUGAACCCCACCACAGGAGAGGUCAUUGGCCACGUGGCUGAAGGGGACCGGGCUGAUGUGGAUCGGGCUGUGAAAGCAGCCCGUGAGGCCUUCCGCCUGGGGUCUCCGUGGCGCCGGAUGGAUGCUUCAGAGCGGGGCCGGCUGCUGAACCGCCUGGCUGACCUUGUGGAGCGGGAUCGUGUCUACCUGGCCUCACUGGAGACCUUGGACAAUGGGAAGCCUUUCCAGGAGUCUUAUGUCUUGGACCUGGAUGAGGUCAUCAAAGUAUACCGGUACUUUGCCGGCUGGGCCGACAAGUGGCACGGCAAGACCAUCCCUAUGGAUGGCGAGCAUUUCUGCUUCACCCGGCACGAGCCUGUUGGUGUCUGUGGCCAGAUAAUCCCAUGGAACUUCCCCUUGGUCAUGCAGGGCUGGAAGCUCGCCCCAGCACUUGCCACAGGCAACACUGUGGUCAUGAAGGUGGCAGAGCAGACCCCCCUUUCUGCCCUGUACUUGGCCUCCCUCAUUAAAGAGGCAGGCUUUCCCCCUGGGGUGGUGAACAUCAUCACUGGCUAUGGCCCGACGGCAGGAGCGGCCAUCGCCCAGCACAUGGAUAUUGACAAAGUUGCCUUCACCGGCUCCACUGAGGUGGGCCACCUGAUCCAGAAGGCGGCUGGCGAUUCCAACCUGAAGAGAGUCACCCUGGAGCUGGGCGGGAAGAGCCCCAGCAUCGUGUUGGCCGACGCUGACCUGGGCCAUGCUGUGGAGCAGUGCCACGAAGCCCUAUUCUUCAACAUGGGCCAGUGCUGCUGUGCAGGCUCCCGGACCUUCGUCGAAGAAUCCAUCUACGAUGAGUUUCUCGAGAGAACUGUGGAGAAGGCUAAGCAGAGAAGAGUCGGGAACCCCUUUGAGCUGGACACUCAGCAGGGGCCCCAGGUGGACAAGGAGCAAUUCGAACGAAUCCUGAGCUAUAUCCGGCUUGGCCAGAAGGAGGGGGCAAAACUUCUCUGCGGUGGGGAGCGUUUGGGGGAGCGUGGUUUCUUCAUCAAGCCCACGGUCUUUGGUGGUGUGCAGGAUGACAUGAGGAUCGCCAGAGAGGAGAUCUUUGGGCCUGUGCAGCCCCUGUUUAAAUUCAAGAAGAUGGAGGAGGUGAUCGAGAGGGCCAACAAUACCAGAUAUGGCUUGGCUGCCGCCGUGUUCACUCGGGACCUGGACAAAGCCAUGUACUUCACACAGGCACUCCAGGCUGGCACAGUGUGGGUAAACACCUACAACAUUGUCACCUGCCACACGCCAUUUGGAGGGUUUAAGGAAUCUGGCAAUGGGAGGGAGCUGGGGGAGGACGGGCUAAAGGCCUACACCGAGGUGAAGACAGUUACCAUCAAGAUUCCUCAGAAGAACUCAUAAGAAUGGCCAACACAGAGACCCUCCUCCAGUCCAGGAAUUCCAUAAUCACCUAGACCAGCGGUUGCCAAAUCAUUUUUUAGCCCCAGCCCCCACUUUAUUUGUCCCAAAUGAACUCUUUGAGGGAAGCUCACCAAUAAAGCAAUUGAAAUGAGA
Messenger RNA from Herpailurus yagouaroundi (jaguarundi), 2567 nucleotides. RefSeq names its product aldehyde dehydrogenase 1 family member B1 (gene ALDH1B1). The transcript has 3 exons. Lineage: Eukaryota; Metazoa; Chordata; Mammalia; Carnivora; Felidae. The record is from RefSeq and is a predicted model, not a curated record. Gene Ontology annotation, molecular function: oxidoreductase activity, acting on the aldehyde or oxo group of donors, NAD or NADP as acceptor. The coding region runs from base 855 to 2414 and encodes 519 amino acids.